AUGCACGCGCGGCAACCGCAUCAUUUUGGAAGUUCGCGGGAAUCAGAUUCUCAAGUCAUGAAUCGCGGAGUUUUAUCCCUCCUCCGCACGAACCCGUUACUACGUCGAGCUUUGCACAAAGGAGUCGAUUCUUCACCACCUCUUCGCUGGGUUUCAGUUCCUGAAAAGAUCGCCCUCUACAUGUUCAUUUCUGUAACAUUUUUGUCGUAUCCGACGUACGUUCUUCUCAGCCUGGAUAAUCUUCGUCCAAGGGUCGACAACGAACUCAACCCGGAGGUACAGGCUCAAAUUGACGAAAUCCGUGCAGCUCGCCAAUCACAUCAAUAGUUUUUUCCUCUAGAUACUGUAAAGUAGUUAUUUCGAUGAAAGGUUGUUUAACUUUUGGGAGCAAAUAAAUGAAUUGUACGAU
Cylicocyclus nassatus is the source of this 409-nucleotide messenger RNA. The record is from the annotation of a GenBank genome assembly. Lineage: Eukaryota; Metazoa; Nematoda; Chromadorea; Rhabditida; Strongylidae.